Messenger RNA from Saccharomyces eubayanus, 531 nucleotides. It is a transcript of the gene DUT1, whose product is annotated as bifunctional dITP/dUTP diphosphatase. The transcript has a single exon. Gene Ontology annotation, molecular function: magnesium ion binding; dUTP diphosphatase activity. Bases 1 to 531 code for a protein of 176 amino acids. Lineage: Eukaryota; Fungi; Ascomycota; Saccharomycetes; Saccharomycetales; Saccharomycetaceae. The record is from RefSeq and is a predicted model, not a curated record. Gene Ontology annotation, biological process: dUMP biosynthetic process; dUTP catabolic process.
AUGCUAACGCGUUCAUAUUUAAUUACCAAAAAAAUGAAUUUCUCGAGAAGAGAGAUUUCAUAUAACACACCAAGCCAAAAAAUUAAGAUGACCACCACCAGUGACCAAAUAUUGAAGAUCCAAUUACGCUCAGCAAAUGCAACUGUGCCCACCAAGGGCUCUGCCACUGCUGCGGGAUACGAUAUCUACGCAUCCCAGGAUAUUUCCAUUCCCGCCAUGGGUCAAGGCAUGGUCCCCACUGAUAUAUCAUUUACCGUACCAACCGGUACCUACGGUAGGAUUGCGCCAAGAUCAGGCCUAGCAGUGAAAAACGGUAUUCAAACUGGUGCUGGUGUUGUCGACAGAGACUACACUGGUGAAGUUAAGGUUAUUUUAUUCAAUCAUUCGCAGAAGGAUUUCGCGAUCAAGAAAGGUGAUCGUGUUGCCCAAUUGAUCUUGGAAAAGAUCGUCGAAAACGCACAGAUCGUUGUCGUGGACUCUUUGGAAGAGAGUGCAAGAGGUGCUGGUGGCUUUGGUAGCACCGGCAACUAG